AUCAACAAUUGAAAAGUAAAAUCUAGAACAUACAAAACGGGGUAUAUCAUAUAUCAAUCAAUCACAUCUAUCAAAACACCACCCAUAGCUCAACCCAUUUAACCCAACCCAGACCAUGCAAUCCACCCACCACCACCACCAUAUCCCAUCCCCCCUGCAAGGAGAAUCAUUUAAUACCUCCCAAAACUCUCCCCCUCAACUCCAUACCCUCCAUACCCUCCUCCAUCCCCAUACCCAUACCCAUACUCCCCUCCUUCACCCCCCUGCCCCAUCAUCCCCGAAUACCCAUCCCCCUCCCCCUCCAUCUCCUGCUGCAUCUGCAUCUGUUGUUGUUGUUCCUCACUCUCAUUAAAAAUCUGCUGUUGGAGAACAAUACUAUACACGCUCGCCUUGAGCAGGGUACAGACGGUGGCAGUUUGACGUUCUAGGCCGCGGAGGCCAUCCAGUGUGAGGGUCGUGGGUGAUUCGGC
Molecule: messenger RNA, 470 nt
Organism: Aspergillus piperis CBS 112811
Lineage: Eukaryota; Fungi; Ascomycota; Eurotiomycetes; Eurotiales; Aspergillaceae
Exons: 1
Coding region: 116-352 (78 amino acids)
Source: RefSeq, a predicted model, not a curated record